Messenger RNA from Conger conger (European conger), 2084 nucleotides. It is a transcript of the gene ctsz, whose product is annotated as cathepsin Z. Gene Ontology annotation, cellular component: lysosome. Lineage: Eukaryota; Metazoa; Chordata; Actinopteri; Anguilliformes; Congridae. The record is from RefSeq and is a predicted model, not a curated record. Bases 130 to 1053 code for a protein of 307 amino acids. Gene Ontology annotation, molecular function: cysteine-type endopeptidase activity. The transcript has 6 exons.
GGAAGUCACAUGCCAGUGAUAUUUUUAUUCUUUCACUGUCAGCUGCUCGGCGGAACUGUUUUAUCCACGUUGAACCAACCCAAAUCAUCGACCUGUAUAAAUACUUAGCAAAAGUAUAACUGUGGUCAUAUGACUGUAGACACGUUCAAUAUGGCCCGACUCUUGCUUUUAUUUGUAUGCGUGUUGUCCGGUGCAUUCGCCGGGCGCUACUUCAAUGAGGAUGAGCCAUGUUACCGACCAGCGCUGAGGAAACCCCAGUUUGGAAUCAAGACAAGGCCCCGGCCCCACGAGUACCUGAACAUCGCUAACCUGCCCAAAGCCUGGGACUGGAGGAACAUCAACGGAACCAACUUCGUCAGCACCACUCGGAACCAGCACAUCCCCCAGUACUGCGGGUCCUGCUGGGCUCACGGGAGCACCAGCGCUUUGGCCGAUCGGAUUAACAUCAAGCGGAAAGGGGCGUGGCCGUCGGCGUACCUGUCUGUGCAGAACGUGAUUGACUGCGGGGAGGCAGGGUCCUGUCAUGGGGGGGACCACACAGGGGUGUGGGAGUACGCCAACUCCCACGGCAUCCCAGACGAAACCUGCAAUAACUACCAGGCCAAAGACCAGAAGUGUAAGCCUUUCAACCAGUGUGGGACCUGCACAACAUUCGGAGUGUGCAACAUUGUGCAGAACUACACCCUGUGGAAGGUUGGGGAUUUUGGGGGAGUCAGCGGGCGGGAGAAGAUGAUGGCAGAGAUUUACACUGGAGGACCCAUCAGCUGUGGGAUCAUGGCCACAGAGAAGCUGGAUGCUUACACAGGGGGUCUGUACUCAGAGUACCAAGUUGAGCCCUUCAUCAAUCACAUCAUAUCUGUGGCCGGCUGGGGUGUGGAGAACGGCGUGGAGUACUGGAUCGUCCGCAACUCCUGGGGAGAGCCCUGGGGUGAGAAGGGCUGGCUGCGGAUUGUGACCAGCGCCUAUAAGGGUGGCUCUGGAAGCACAUACAACCUGGCUGUGGAGGAGGACUGCAUGUAUGGAGACCCCAUCUUGCCCAAGAACUACCUGUAGGCCACAGCCCAAAAACCCACAGUACUGCACGCACCACAGGAGCGCCUGGCGCCUCACUUUGUCCCCUUCGCUCAAUUUCCUUUUCCUGUCCGACGCAAAUCCUUGGGGCGGACGCAGGGCCCCGUCUGCAGGUUCAUCAGUCUUAUCUUCACAUCCAACAUUUUAACAUCUCCAUUCACUAUGCUGAGAUAAGGGAAUGUUUUACUUUUUUAAUUUUUGCACAUUGAUAGGAUCCUGUGCCAACUGUGGACUGUAAUCAUGUUUUAUCAAUUCAUGUUUUAAACACUGAUCAUUUUUAAGACCGAAAGGAAAAGGGUUUUUUAAGCCACAUUUAGAAAUACUAACCUAUGAAAAAUCAAGUCGACCAAAGAAACCACUAACUAUUAUCAAUAGCCAUAUCACGUUCUGUCAAACAAGGUUGUCAGCCAUAUCGUGCCACUUUUAAAGGUACAAUAGGUAAUUUCGGUCAAAAGAGGAAUUGCAGCAACAAAUACCCAGACCAGAACGCUGUUUAUCCAUCCCCCUUCUCGGAAUGCGCUGACAUUGAACCCCCCCCAGGCAAUUGGCUGUGGCAAAUGGAACCAAUUUUCAACGAAUGAGCUCAAAAUAUUGUAGUUAUACACUGCAUGUUUUGAAAGACUAAUUUAAGGACUAUAAACCAAGGCAGAGGGUGAGACAACAUCAGUGAGCCUUUUUCAAUGAUAGGAGGGGUUUAUAAUGGUCUUAUAACAAUAUUUUAACACAAAUCGAAUCUAUUGUACCUUUAUCAACAAAUAUUUAAUGAGCUGUAAAAGAAAACAAUCAUCAUCACUUAAAUGUGUUCUAUAGACUUUUGUUGUGAUUUGUUGAAAAGUCUUUUCAACUCUCUUCCCCUGUACCUGGGUCUUUCCCUGCUGUGCUUGGGAAAGAGACAAGAUGGCUGAUAUAUUCCUAGCUGUGGAUUCAUGUGCCUUUUCUUCUGUCAGAGAAAUCAGCUGUGAUUUUUAUUUCACUGUGACAAUUUAUUUUCAAAAUAAAUCGAUUUGACAUAA